AUGUCAUUCCAAAACAAAAAUUUAUAUGAUUUGUUAGGUAACGACAUUGAAGAGGAUUCUGGUGCUCAAUUACCAGUCAAAGAGGUUGUCAAGAAGAACACUUCCUCUAAAAAGGCCGAUGUUGCUCCACCAUCCGCUGAUCCAGCUAAAGCUAAAAAGAAAUCAAAGCCAACUGGUAACGAAGGUGCUUUAAAAACUCAAAUCAAUAACAAAGAAGCUCAACCACCACAAUCAACUGCAAGUAAACAUCAAAAGAAACCAUUUGAUCGUCAUUCAAGAUCUGGUAAAACUGAUUCUCAAAAGAAAUUUAAACAAGGUUGGGGAGAAAGUGAUAACAGAGAAUUAGAAGGUGAAGUCGAAGGAACUCAAGAUGCCAUCGCUGAAUUAGACGAAGAAGCUGAAGGUGAUUCGGAAUCUGUUGAUAACACUCCAAAAAAAUCAUUACAGGAGUAUCUUGCUGAACAACAACAAAAGCAACAAGAUUUAGCUGGUGCUAAAAAGUUAAGACAAGCUAAUGAAGGUGCUGAACAAAAAUGGAAUUCAGAAGAAAGAAUUGAAAGACAUCAAGAGGAUUUCUUCGCUUCUACUCAUCAAAAGAAAAGUAAAUCAAAAGCUCCAAAAGAAAAAGUAUUUUUAGAAAUUGAAGCUACUUUUUAUGAUGAACAACCACAACAAUCAUCGAGAGGUGGAUUUAGAGGUGGUAAAAGAGGAGGAUUCAGAGGCAAUGGUAACAAAAGAGGCAAUUCCAGAGGAGGUAAAUCUUUUAAUGAAAGAGAUUUCCCAUCUUUGUAA
Messenger RNA from Lodderomyces pseudojiufengensis, 792 nucleotides. RefSeq lists its product as uncharacterized. The record is from RefSeq and is a predicted model, not a curated record. The transcript is spliced from 2 exons. NCBI's taxonomy places the organism in Eukaryota, Fungi, Ascomycota, Pichiomycetes, Serinales, Debaryomycetaceae. Bases 1 to 792 code for a protein of 263 amino acids.